This is a messenger RNA of Strongyloides ratti, 891 nucleotides long. Its product is annotated as Surfeit locus protein 1. NCBI's taxonomy places the organism in Eukaryota, Metazoa, Nematoda, Chromadorea, Rhabditida, Strongyloididae. Gene Ontology annotation, cellular component: membrane; mitochondrion. The record is from RefSeq and is a predicted model, not a curated record. Gene Ontology annotation, biological process: mitochondrial respiratory chain complex IV assembly. The transcript is spliced from 4 exons. The coding region runs from base 1 to 891 and encodes 296 amino acids.
AUGCUUAUUAAAUAUGAAUAUUUAUCAAAAAUUUCAAAAAAUUAUAAAAUUUUUUUAACCAGAAAUUGUUGUAGUAAGAAGAAAAAUGAAAAUAUUCUUAAUUUAAAAGAAAAACAUACUUUUAAAUAUGAGUCAGGAAAGAAUAAAGAAAAAAAAUUAACUUUAGGAAGUUUUUCUUUACUUAUUGUACCAGCAUUUACAUUUUAUCUUGGUUGUUGGCAAGUUCAAAGAUGGUUUUGGAAAGAGAAUCUUAUUAAAGAAUUUAAAAAUAAGGUGGGUGAGGAGUGCUGUGAAUUUCCAGUUGACAAUCUUGAGAAAUUAAAUGAAAUGGAAUAUAUGAGAACUGAAAUUGAAGGUGAAUUUUUACAUGACAGGGAAUUUCUCAUUUACCCUCGGGGGAGGUUAGAUAGAGAAUUUCAAAAAAAUGCCAGUAACAUUAGUGGCAUAGUUGCUUCUAAUAAUAUUUCAAGUGGAGGAGCUCAUAUAAUUACCCCAUUUAAAAUAAAAGGAACAAACAUCAUAGUUAUGAUUAAUCGAGGUUGGAUUCCAAAAGAUAUGAUGCCACAGGAAAAACGUUUAGAAACAUUUCCUACAGGAACUGUCAAAAUUUCGGCUAUUAUUAGAAAAUCAGAAAAUAGACCUCAAUUUGUUUCUGAAAAUCGACCAAAUGAUGGUAUUUGGUUUUAUAAAAAUUUUAAAGAGAUGGGAAAUUAUUGCGGUGCUGAACCAAUAUAUUUGGAAGCCACUGAAAAACAUUCAUAUUUACCAAACGGUCCAAUUUCAGGGCAAAGUAACAUUGAGAUUAAAAAUAAACAUGUGGAGUAUUUUGUAACAUGGUAUUCUAUGACGGCACUGACACUAAUUAUGUGGUAUCUUCGUUUUAUUAAAUAA